UCAGAUGCUAAAAAAGCAUGGGAUGAUAUAUGGACCAAUCGGUGGGAUAAAGAGGAGUUUGAGCAAUAUCUGGAAAAUGAAAGACAACGUAGGGAGUUAGUUCAGCAAUUGAAUGACGAAUUCUAUAGAGAAAUAAUCUUGAUAGUAGAAAUAGAAUAUCAAUUACUAUUAGAACUUGAAGAAGCAAUCGAGAUAGAUAUUAACGAUGAAUACUUAAUCGAUUCACCAAAAUGGUCUGAUGAUGAGCUAAAAUUUGACAGUGAUUAUAAAUCCUAUGACCCAGGAUAUGCCUAUAAUUUUCACCAGGAUCAUAACAAAUGUUGGUAG
Racocetra persica is the source of this 327-nucleotide messenger RNA. NCBI's taxonomy places the organism in Eukaryota, Fungi, Glomeromycota, Glomeromycetes, Diversisporales, Gigasporaceae. The record is from the annotation of a GenBank genome assembly.